Molecule: messenger RNA, 645 nt
Organism: Melampsora larici-populina 98AG31
Lineage: Eukaryota; Fungi; Basidiomycota; Pucciniomycetes; Pucciniales; Melampsoraceae
Exons: 4
Coding region: 1-645 (214 amino acids)
Source: RefSeq, a predicted model, not a curated record
AUGAACAAGCUCUCGAUCGCUGAAGCACAGAUUGAAGAACUGAAGCAACAACUGGACGGCUCCAUGGUUGCUGAAGACAUGCUUGAACUGACUGAACAAAUCUUGACUCUCAAUGAAAAAACCGACGAUAUGAAAACGAUCAUCAAAGAUUUAGAAGCUCUGAAGCAGCUAGCAGACGAGCUGGAGGAUCAUGUCAAAACAAAACAAGAAACACAAGAAGAAAUUCACAUUCUUUUAUAUUCGGAAGCUUUGCGUGAGUGUCAGCAAAUUCAAUAUGAUGAAUUGCAAACACUGGCCAAUCAUACACAAGCAAUGUUGAAAUUGAAUAGGAAAUUACAGAGCUCGAGUAUCAAAGGACAAGUGAAAGCCAUUGAUUUGGAACUUCGAAAGCUGGAAUCUACACGAGCAGUGCUACCAUGUACCAUCAUGAAGCCGAAUCCGUUACCUGCUUACUUCAAAGCUGAUCACGACUCUGUUGUUUUUUUCACCAGGCUAGCUGCUAAAGCCGAGCUCACGUCUUCCGUGAUCAAGACCACGAAUAACAUCAGCAAAAGUUUGACGACCUUUGUGACCAAAAUAGUGGUGAUUGCAUCCAAAGUAGGCAACAACUUAAAUGACUUGGUUAUCCUCCAUCCUUGGUUUUGA